AUGGCUACCUUCUCCUUCAAAAUACCACUGCACCGCAGUAACAGCAGCAGGAGCUACCAUGUUAUUGCUGCCUCGGAAUCGCAGUUGCUCAGGCGAUCCCGAAGCAUUCCAUGGAGUUGGCAGAAGCAGCAGUGGCGGCAGCAAACAAGGUUGCAAUGCCGCCAACUGCAGCAGGAUACCAACCCAAGAACAGAGCAAGAUCUUGACGAGGGUGACAGCCGUCUGAGGCAAAAUACCAGCACUUUCCACCCAUCUAUAUGGGGAGAUUUCUUCCUUGGCUACUCCAACCCAGCUGCAGCUUCAUCGCAACAGCAGAUUCAGAUGGAAGAACGAGCGGACAAACUUAGGGAAGAAGUGGCCGAAAUGAUAGCAAGUUCAACUACUACUGCUAGUAGGCUGCACCUCAUAGAUGCAUUGGAGCGUCUAUGCUUGGAUCACCUGUUCGAAGAAGAGAUCUGUGCUGCACUUGCACAGAUGGAGACCGCUGAUGUCAGUGGCUACGAUCUUGGGACAGCAGCAUUGUGGUUUUGUCUACUUCGGAAACAUCGAUACAGGGUCUCACCAGAUGUGUUUGUGAGGUUCCAAGAUGAAGAAGGUGGUUUUCUAGUGGACGGUCCUAAAGACCUACUGAACCUUUACAAUGCUGCGCAUAUGAGGACUCAUGGAGAGAGAGUACUUGAGGAAGCCAUGCUAUUCAGCCAAAGGUGUUUAGAAACAAUGAUACCCUACAUGGAAGGGCCAUUAGCACGUGAAAUAAAAUCUACACUUGAGAUCCCUCUCCCUAGAAGAGUUAGAAUUUCUGAGUCAAAGUAUUACAUCUCUGCGUAUGAAAAAGAUGCCACGGUGCAUGAGAAGGUGUUGCAACUUGCAAAGUUGAACUCAAAUAUUAUGCAGCUCCAUCACCAACAUGAGCUGGCUAUCAUUACAAGCUGGGAUUCAAAGGGGGCUCAUGACCUCCCUGAGUGCAUGAAAUUUGCUAUGGAGAAAAUAUUGGAUAGCUACGAAACCAUUGAAAAUAUGCUCCACCAGGAGGAGAAAUAUCGUAUGCCAUAUCUAAGAUACUUUACAAAAGGCCUGGUUAGAAGCUUCAACAAGGAGGUAAAAAUGCUUCAAGAAGGAUACAUUCCUAAGUCUGUUGAGGAGCAUCUAAAGGUUUCAAUAAGAACAGGCGGAUGUCCCAUUUUGUCGUGUGCUUCCUUCGUUGGGAUGCAUGAUGUAGCGACAGAGGAUUGCUUUGAAUGGGUUUCUAGUGUACCUAAAAUGGUCCAGGCACUUUCUGUGAUUCUCAGACUGGUAGAUGACCUUGAGUCAUACGAGCGAGAGCAACUGAUCCCUCAUGUUGCUUCAACAAUCGAUAGCUACAUGAAGGAGCACAAUGUCUCGAUUGAAGUUGCACGUGAGCAGAUACACGUACUCAAAGAGGAAUCAUGGAAAGAUUUUAACAGCGAGUGGCUUAACCCAGCCAAUAAUGCCUAUCCAAAGCAAAUACUGGAGAGGAUAUUCAACUUGACGAGGACGAUGGAAUUCAUGUACAACCAAGAGGACAAUUUCACAAACUGCCGCAAUCUAAAGGAUUUGAUCCAAUUGUUGUUGUUGGCCGAACCAUUUACGAUUACCAUUUAG
This is a messenger RNA of Miscanthus lutarioriparius, 1623 nucleotides long. Lineage: Eukaryota; Viridiplantae; Streptophyta; Magnoliopsida; Poales; Poaceae. The record is from the annotation of a GenBank genome assembly.